AUGUCUUUCUUCGGUUUCGAUCCCCGUGGCCCUCAGGAUCGUGGGCAUCCUGCUCAAGCUCCGGGGUUCGGGUCUGCUCCAGAUCCAUUUGCCAGCAUCUCUCAGAACCAGGGUUUGGGGCAAGAAGACGACGACGCUAUUGAUUUUGAUGAUACCUAUGAUGGUCUGGGUGACCAACUGCAAGAGGCGGACGAUGACUUUAAUGACGAUACCUUUGGUGGCGGCGGGGCUACCACCAAAUCCAUUGGCAAAGACUUCGACUUCUAUGGCAGUACCUCAAAGGUCACCGAUGCGAUUAACGAAGAAGCACUACGAUUCAAUCGUCAACAACCGCCAUCAAACCCUCCAGUCGCUUCCUCAAGCCCUCCUAAGCAUGCGUCAAAGACUUUCAGGACAGGAUAUGAGGCAUACAAGAAUCCGGGAUACAUACCAGAAAUGCAAGUAGAUGCUAGUCUAUGGGGCACAGGGCCCCAAAAAUUUGCGAAAGACUAUGGAUCAAAACAAAGCAGCCGUGAGGUGGGGCCCUCUCAGCAACGGAGUUCCAGCGGUGUACCCACUAAGAAGAUGAUGAGCUUGGAGGAGGUGGAGGCCGCCAUGAGGUCGCAACCCAAGAGACCCAGUCCCGGCCCGGAACCGCAGCAGUUAGCUCAAGCUUCAGGUCCAUUCGUAAUGCCUCAAACGAAACAGCAAGCACCCCAGCCUGCACGUCCACAGCAAGCUCAGAUGCCCUACCCGCAGCAGAUGCCCCCAACCCAGCAUGAGACAGGACGAGCCGUGCGGCCAGGAGACUUGGCUCAAGCGCCGAUCAGUAUUCAGCAGAGGCCUCAACCCGGUCAUCACAUGCCAAGGGCAACCCAAGUAUCGAACAACGAAUUACCAACGCGGUCCAGCCCGGCCGCUCAAGCACCUCAAGUUGCCCCCGCUCCUCCACAGAUUCUACAGCGAGGCCACAAUACACCACAACAAGCUCCAGAAACCCAGGCAUCACCACAGCCUCGCCAGAUCUUGCAGAAUCCAAAUCGUCAGUCAGCUCAACUCGCUCCUCGACUUCCAGAACAGCCGUUAUCGAUGCAGAAACAGCAAAGAGCGCCUCCUCCUGGUCAGAAUGGAGCACAGGUACCUGUACCAAUUAUCUAUCACCCAAGUCAGAUUAUGCAUUUGUCAGACGAGGAGCGUAAUGCAUAUCUGGUUGAGGAAGCCAAACGAGCAAAGCGCAAUCACAAAAUCUUUCUGUUGUCGAAGGGUAACGGGCUCAUGACCCCCCAAGACAAGAAUUUCAUCACGCGAAUCCAACUACAGCAACUGAUGACUGCCACUGGAAACGUGAACGAGCAGGACCCUGAUACCUCGCUCUCUGAAGAUUUUUAUUAUCAAGUUUACAAUCAGAUCGAAAAUAGACCGAGACAGAAUCCACAACAGCCCCUUAGCAAUUUUGCACAGACCUAUCUAUUCCGGACUGGUGGUCGUCAAGGUGGCAUGGGUAAGAGGCAGAGAGGCGGAGACAGUCACGUACAGCGAAUGGAACAGCAGGUCCAGCGAGCAGUGGAGGCCGCAAAGGCUAAGCCCAAGAACAAGCAAUUGGUCAUUGAAGGCAGCUUGGGGAAAAUCUCAUUCAGCAAUGCCAAGACUCCGAAACCCCUGCUCAACAUCAAGCGGCAUGACAGCAGCAACGUCACCACUCAGCAAAGCAGCAAAAAAGCACAAGCCGUUUUGAGUACAACCGACCGCAAGGCCAUCCUGAAGAACAUUGAAGCAGUCUACUCAACUCUGAUGAGAAUGGAAGACCACGACCGCCGCCUACCGGCGCCACCUACUGAAGACAGCGAGCUCGCUGCGGUCCAACAAGUCAUGGAGUGGCAGCAGGCUUUCCAGGAAUUAAAUCAAAAACUUUGGAUGGAUCUCAAGGUCACCGAGCCGAUCUUGCCUGACUCAGCUAUUCUCCAUCCAUUCAUUGCAUUCCUUUCCUAUCCGAAGGGUAAGAAAGCUGUUCCGCGCAUCUUCAAUCACAUCGAUGAAAACCAGCGUCUUACAAUCUUGACAAUGAUUAUCGUACAUCUCGACAUACUGGAUGUUAUUCGUCAAGCUCAGCCCGGAGCUCAGCCCUCGCCAAUGUCUCGAGAGCAGGUUGACCUCUUCCUGCAAGCUGUGAUGCCCAGUCUCUUUUCGUAUGUUACCGAAGCGCCCUUGAACAUAGUCAUCGGCCUUUUAGGUCUCGUCACAGAGCGUGUGAACUUGAGCGCCGUCGCUCGAACAAGGGUAGGUCUGGAAGUCUUGACAAUGCUUCUCAGCCGAGCAGCAAUUGUGAAGGCAACUGAAGCUACGGACGAUCAGACCUGGGAUCAAUGGCUGGGUAUCUACAAUCGCUUCUUCGAUCUUCUUGAGCCUCUGCUUGGAGAGGUUUUCCCUGCCUCGGUCAACGCAGGACAGGAUCAGUAUGUGUGGCAAUUCUUAGCCGCCACGGGAAGUGGAGCGAAUCCCGAGCAGCAGCAGAGACUGGUUCUUGCAGUCAAGGAUCGAGUCAUGGAGACUCUUCAGCAGAGCAAAACGCUGCCCCCGGAAAUGGCAUUACAAAGACGCGGCAAUGUCAACUUGUUCAUGCAAGCUAUUGGGCUCGAUGUCGACUUGCUUGAUGGUUGA
Letharia columbiana is the source of this 2637-nucleotide messenger RNA. RefSeq lists its product as uncharacterized. Gene Ontology annotation, molecular function: RNA binding. Lineage: Eukaryota; Fungi; Ascomycota; Lecanoromycetes; Lecanorales; Parmeliaceae. Gene Ontology annotation, biological process: deadenylation-dependent decapping of nuclear-transcribed mRNA; P-body assembly. Bases 1 to 2637 code for a protein of 878 amino acids. The transcript has 3 exons. The record is from RefSeq and is a predicted model, not a curated record. Gene Ontology annotation, cellular component: P-body.